Zingiber officinale is the source of this 2363-nucleotide messenger RNA. RefSeq names its product pentatricopeptide repeat-containing protein At4g21065-like. The record is from RefSeq and is a predicted model, not a curated record. Gene Ontology annotation, biological process: RNA modification. NCBI's taxonomy places the organism in Eukaryota, Viridiplantae, Streptophyta, Magnoliopsida, Zingiberales, Zingiberaceae. The transcript has a single exon. Gene Ontology annotation, molecular function: protein binding; zinc ion binding; RNA binding. Bases 259 to 2139 code for a protein of 626 amino acids.
UCUAAUAUAAUGUAAGAGCAAAGGAUUGGGAACUCUCCUGAGGACUCCACCGGAUUCUUCUUCCUCCUCUUCUCGCAUAAUACUUAAGCACUCUCUAAUUUGAGUGUCGGAUCUCUCCAACGUUUGGAUUAUGUUUCGGAUACUUCUCAUCCUCCUCACGAGGACCUCUAGAGAGAGCACGUUCGACCGGUGACGCCAUCAUAUAUUUGACCGCAAGCGCCGCAAAAAGCCUUUGCUUCUUCUGCUUCUUCUUCUUCCAUGCUCCAUUUCAGAUGCUCUACUACCUUCUCCUUCCUCGCCUGCCGUCAAGCCGAAGAAAGGUGCCUCCUUUCUUCUUCCUUCUCCUCCUGCGGCGCCGCCGUUGACUCCUUUUUCGCUUCCCACUUCUCCUCUCCCACCCCUACCCCCACCGCCCUCGACCCGAGAUCCUUCGUCUCCGCCCUCGUCCGAUGCCGAUAUGUGGACGACAUCAGAAGGGUCCACGCUAUCGCCACCACCACCGGCAUGAUGCGCAACCUCGGCGUCGCCAACAAGCACAUCUACAUCUACGCCCAGCACUUUGCGCUUGCCGAAGCCUACGCGCUCUUCCUCCGGAUGGGGGAGCGAGACAACGUGUCUUGGAGUGUCGUCAUCGGAGCCUUCGCUAAGGUAGGAGAUUACGCUAGCUGCUUCGGUACAUUUCGGGAUUUCGUCCGCUCCGGCUCCAGAAUCGAUAACUUCACUCUGCCUUUCGUUUUAAGGGCGUGCCGGGAUACGAUGUCUCUCCGACUCGGCGUCGAGGUCCACAACCUGGUUUUCAAGGCCGGCCUUCAUUCCGAUCUCUUCGUCUCGGCGGCUCUGGUCGAUAUGUACGCUAGAUGCGGCGACGUUGAGAACGCACGAAAAGUGUUCGAUAAAAUGGUUAAGAGAGACAUGGUAUCCUGGACAGUCAUGAUAUCUGGUUAUGCUGACUGCGGUAAUCCUGAGGAAUCCCUGAUAUUGUUUGAUCGGAUGAUGGAAGAAGGCGUUGCGCCGGAUAAGAUCACAACAGUAACUGUGGUCUUUGCUUGUGCAAAGCUAGGGGUGAUGCACAAUGCCAAGAUGAUUCAUGAUUACAUAUCGAACCACAAGUUUUCGGUGGAUCUAAUAUUAGGAACCGCAAUGAUAGACAUGUAUGCAAAGUGUGGCAGUGUGGAUGCUGCCAGAGAGAUCUUUGACGGUAUGAGAGACAAGAAUGUCAUUACCUGGAGCACGAUGAUCUCUGCGUAUGGAAUUCACGGUCGUGGCAGAGAAGCGCUUGAGUUGUUUCCCCUGAUGUUGCAGAGUGGAAUUCAGCCAAAUCGGAUUACAUGUGUUUCCAUCUUGUCAGCUUGUAGCCAUGCAGGUUUAGUCGAUGAGGGUCUGCGGCUUUUCCAUUCGAUGGAGAAGGAAUACUUUAUCUAUCCUGAUGUGAAGCACUAUACGUGCGUGGUAGAUCUACUUGGCCGAGCAGGAAAGCUGAAAGAGGCACUCGAGCUGUCAGAGAAGAUGACUGUCGAAAAAGAUGAAGGCUUUUGGGGUGCAUUACUGGGAGCUUGUAGGAUCCAUGGUACUACACAUUUUGCAGAAAGGGCUGCAAAAAGUCUUCUCGAGUUGAAUCCAAGGAUUCCGAGCUAUUACGUUUUGCUCUCGAAUAUAUAUGCCAAUGCCGGGAGGUGGGAUGAUGUGGCCAAGGUUAGGGAGUUGAUGGCCAACAAGGGUCUGAGGAAGACCCCUGGUUGGACACUGAUUGAGAUCGACAAGAAGACGCAUCGCUUCAGAGUGGGGGACAAAUCCAAUCCACUAUCAAAGGAGAUAUACAAGACACUGAAAGUGUUGAUUGAGAAGUUGGAGUUGGCUGGCUAUGUUCCUGAUACAAACUUUGUGCUUCAUGACAUAGACGAGGAACUUAAAGCAGGAAUCUUGUCCACCCACAGUGAGAAAUUGGCCAUUGCAUAUGGUAUCAUUGCUACACCGGGUGGCACAACGCUAAGGAUAUCUAAGAACCUCAGAGUCUGUGGAGAUUGUCAUAACUUUACGAAGCUGGCAUCGGCAGUCACUCAGAGGGAGAUCAUAGUUCGAGAUGCAAACAGGUUUCACCACUUCAGAGAAGGAUCUUGUUCUUGUGGAGACUACUGGUGAUCAACUAAAUCUCUGCUCUGUUUGUAACUUUACUCAGAGGGAGGUGCAUCAACUAGAUCUUGUCUGAUGUCUAAUAUUUGAAAAAAGGUAAAAAAAUGUUAUAUUAAUAUAUCAAUCUCAUGUUUAGAAUGAUCGUGUAACCUAUUCAAUUCGACCAAUUAAGUUUAUGAUGAUGAAGUUAUAAUGACUUCAGAUAUAAACAUGCAUUUUUAUAUAAAACAAAU